Messenger RNA from Aspergillus neoniger CBS 115656, 6974 nucleotides. RefSeq names its product AAA family ATPase. NCBI's taxonomy places the organism in Eukaryota, Fungi, Ascomycota, Eurotiomycetes, Eurotiales, Aspergillaceae. The record is from RefSeq and is a predicted model, not a curated record. Gene Ontology annotation, molecular function: ATP hydrolysis activity; ATP binding; helicase activity. The coding region runs from base 49 to 6843 and encodes 2264 amino acids. The transcript is spliced from 7 exons.
CACACUUUCCCUUCUCUGCGAUCAGUCAUAUUGGCUUCCCCUUUCCCAAUGGCGACACGCUCCGAUAAGCUCUCCAAGCACUUGGUGCUCCUUGAGAAGGGCAAGAGACAGGUGACAAAACCAGGUGAUGCCAAACUGCUACUAGAAGCUCUUUGUGGUCAAGAUAACCAUUUACGCUGUAUUGAGAGAGUGCUUGCUUCCCCCGCUCUGAGCGAUUCGCUUCAGAACAGCUUCCGUCUGGAUUUAUCGCCGGAGUUUAUCAACAAUUCCGUGGCCCCAUUCCUCAGCUACAUACAGCACCCAUCAAUCGAGGAUUUUGGGAGUGGACAAUUUCUCCGUCAAAUGGUCUCCCGUAUCAUCGAACCGCCUACAUUCUGGAAUGCCUUUGUUCAGUUCCACAGCCAGAAAAGGCUUAGUGACCAGGCUGAUCGAGGCUUUGCAUGGUUGCUCCUUAAAAUAAUCAGUACCCAGGGCUGCCCCAGUGAAAUCAUCGCCACCGCCCAGCAAAUUUCGCAGGCCCGGACAUUUCUCGUUUCAUCCUCCCUAGAGGUUCGCACCAUCGGCUAUCGCAUUGAUGGCAUCCUGAAGACCCUCAGAACUAGGGUAGACGGGAAGGAUGACUUCCGGCCCGGUGGCAGACAUGACAAUGACUUUGAGUGCUUUCGUGAUAUCUCUAUCCUGCCAACCCCAGAUGAGAUCGCUUCUACGAAGAGGCCCUUCUAUCGGCGUAUGGAUGACAUCUACCAGGUUUCAGUGGAUGAACGAUCGGUCGCUCAUUACGAUAACCAGUUUCGCCUGUUGAGAGAAGACAUGCUAGCAGAACUGAGAAGUGAUCUUCAGCUUGCUCGUGGUCAGAGAAAGGGGCGACGAUCGGCCUUGACCAUCUAUGGACUCCAGCUCACUGGCGUCAGCUGUGGUGAGGAGGAGAACCGUCGAAGGGCCUGUAGUGUUCAAUUCAAAUGCACAAAAGGAAUCCCCGGAUUAUCCCACCUGCCCCAGGCCGAACGUAAACAGUUACUGAGUGAAACUCCCAACUUCCUGAAGCACCAGACCUUUGGGUGCUUGCUAGAUAAGAUGGAGAUUGUCGGGUUUGCUUCUUUAGAUCGUUGGUCGUCAGAUCUCACAGAUGACGUCCCGACGGUCGCGUUGAGCGUGUCUGGUGAUGCCGCCCUCUACCGCGUUCUCGCAUGCGCUAAGAUGGGGCUCAAGUUUGCAUUCCUGGUUGUCAAUACUCCCAUUUUUGCAUAUGAGCCAAUUCUCCUGCAAUUGCAAUCGGUGAUAGAAUACCCAUUGUCAAACAUACUGCUUGCGCCAGCUCCCUCACCGGAGCGGCUGACGUUGGAUGAAAGUCUUGAGACUAUUGUUGAACGGAUACGAAACAGCGAGGGCCAGUCACUUCAUCGAAUUAUCCAUACCACGAAGAGCAUAUCCCUGGACAAAUCGCAGCUUCAAUCUCUCUUGGACGGUUUGCAGCAAAGCAUAAGCACAAUCCAAGGGCCACCUGGAACGGGGAAGUCAUUUCUCGGUGCCCUGAUUGCCAAGAUUUUGCAUGAUGAAACAAGUAAGACGCUCAUGAUCAUUUGCUACACGAACCAUGCACUGGAUCAGUUCCUUGAGGACCUUCUGGAUAUUGGCAUCCCAACCACGUCCAUGGUACGGCUUGGUUCCAAAUCUACGCCGCGUACAAAGAACCUGGGGCUGUUUGAGCAGUCUCGAGGCACGUUGGGCGUUGAUUCAUGGUCUUUUGUGGACCAGAAAAGGGAGGAACUAGAAGAAGCAGUGAAGGAGUUGCAAUCUUACUCCGCAGAGUACAGCCGUGACUCCAUUUCCAAAGAUGACAUGCUCGAAUACUUGGAGUUUUCCGAGGACAGCACGUUCUUCGACGCAUUCACCGUUCCCGAAGAGCCGACUGGUAUGCAACGCAUCGGAAGACGAGGCAAAAGUGUUGGAAAAUACUAUCUCUGGGAUGCAUGGCGACAUGGGCGGGACCCGGGUACUCUCCGCGACCUCAUCAGUCCUCAGCACGCUUAUAUCUGGACGAUGGCAUUUUCCAGGCGCCGGGAGUUGAUGGAGACUUGGCAGAGAAACAUACUUUUUGAGAAAUCCACUAAAUUGGUCGAGCUCGUCAGGAGGUGUAACGUUCUUUCUAAGAACCUGGACGAAUACUUUUAUCACAAGCGACAUUGCGCCGUUCUUGAAAACAAGCGAAUUGUGGCCUGCACAACAAACGCAGCCGCUCGAUAUGCACCAGCUUUGCGGGUCGCUAAACCCGACGUCGUCAUUGUGGAGGAGGCCGGGGAGAUCCUGGAAAGUCACAUCCUGACAGCCAUGACUAUGGACACGCAGCAGCUGGUGUUAAUCGGAGACCACAAGCAAUUGCGCCCGAAGAUCAACAAUUACAACUUGUCCGUCGAAAAAGGUGAUGGGCUGGACCUCAACCGCUCCCUCUUUGAACGACUUAUCUCCAAGGGCUAUCCACACAGCUCCCUCACUACACAGCACCGCAUGCGCCCGGAGAUAUCCCGACUUGUCCGGCAUCUGACAUAUCCGGACUUGCAGGAUUCGGAGAGGACGUGCAAGCGACCACCACUCCGUGGGUUCCAAACUGACGUCGUAUUCGUAAACCAUUGCCAUCUGGAGCGUGAACUCCAUGAAUGUGCCGAAAGAAGGGAUCCAACUUCGAAGGCUAGCAAGCAGAAUCCAUUCGAGGUGGAGAUGACGUUGAAGGUUGUCAAGUACCUGGGGCAGCAAGGGUACGGCACGGAGGACAUUGUAAUUUUGACACCGUACUUGGGCCAGCUAUCUUUGCUGCGGACGGAGCUGAGUAAAACAAAUGACCCGGUGCUGAACAACCUGGAUGCGAACGACCUCAUACAGGCCGGUCUUCGGUUGCCGGGGAGUACGAAGGUGACUAGAGAUCCGAUUCGCAUAUCAACCAUAGAUAAUUACCAGGGCGAAGAGAGGAACAUCGUCAUUGCGAGCCUGACGCGUAGCAAUGAGGCCGGGGAUAUUGGUUUCAUGGCUGCUCCGGAGCGUGUCAAUGUUCUACUCUCCCGAGCAAGAAAUGCCCUGGUGAUGAUUGGGAACGCGAGUACAUUCCUAGCAAGCCGGAAAGGACAGUCCACGUGGAAGCCUCUGCUAGAGAUGCUUCAGGCCCAUGGUCAGGUAUAUGAUGGUGUUCCCCUCAAAUGUGAAACCCAUCCGGAUCGCAUGAUCGUCGUCCAGUCUCCAGAAACGUUUGAGAAGGAAUGUCCUGAUGGAGGAUGUUCGGAUCCUUGCUCAACCUUACUCCCAUGUGGUCUUCACUCAUGUAUUCGACGGUGCCACCGCGCUCUGGAUCACAAGAGAAUGAAAUGCAUAAUGACUAUGCAUAAAGCCUGUCCUAAAAACCACAAUUACUACUGGGAAUGCUCCCAAGGAGAGCCCAAGGUCUGCCCUACCUGUCACGGGGAGGCGAUUGAGGCAGAGCGGAGAAGAAUUGAAGAUGCCAAGCUGGAAGAGAAGCGACGUAAGAUCCAGCUUGAACAUGCAAAGCAGCUUGCGGAGAUUCAGGACAAAAUCGAAAUGCAGCGGGAACGCCUGACCAAUGAGCAGAAGGUCCGAGAUCAUCAAGAGACUCUUGCUCAAAAGCAAAAGGAGCUUGAGAGCCUGACUGCGGUCGCAAGUCGCCUCACUACCUCCCGGUCAGCUGCGACGAAGGAAUCAGCUGGUAGCAUUGGUAGCGAUAACAGUGAGCCCAAAACGGUCACUCUCAAGUCGGCUGCACGAGAUGAGUGGGAAAGGCAGAAGACAGAAGAAGGCCAGUCGAACGCACCUUUGGACACACUGAUGGACAUGAUUGGACUCGAAAGCGUCAAGGACAGCCUUCUUGCCAUCAAGGCCAAGGUGGAUGUGGUCGUUCGGCAGGGGGCAAGUCUGUCUGACGAGCGGUUCGGGGCAGCUCUCCUUGGCAACCCGGGAACAGGUAAAACUACCGUGGCGCGUCUGUAUGCCGAAUUCCUUGGCUCUGUUGGGGUCAUCCCGGGAAGCUUCUUCGACGAGACAUCGGGUUCGAAACUCGCCAACGCCGGCAUUGCCGGGUGCCAAAAACAUCUCAACCAAAUAAAGUCGAAAGGUGGAGGAGCUUUGUUUAUAGACGAGGCUUAUCAGUUAACCUCCGGCAACAAUGCAGGGGGUAGCUCGGUUCUUGAUUUCCUGUUGGCAGAAGUGGAGAAUUUGACAGGCAAGGUCAUAUUCAUUCUUGCUGGAUACAAUAAGAAUAUGGAGAGCUUCUUUGCCCACAAUCCCGGUAUUCCUAGCAGGUUCCCUAUAGAACUGCAGUUCCAGGACUAUUCGGAUGAGGAACUGCGUACAAUUCUCCAUCAUCACAUGAACAAGAAAUAUAAGGAACGAAUGAGGGUGGAGGAUGGGCCGGAUGGACUGUACAUGCGCAUUGUCGCACGGCGUGUCGGUCGCGGCCGCGGUCGUGAGGGGUUUGGGAACGCUCGUAGCGUGCACAAUGCCUUCGCGCGUAUCACAGAGCGUCAGGCCAAACGACUACAACGAGAACGGAGAUUGAAGAAGCCCACCGAUGAUCUGCUUCUGACAAAGGAGGACCUUCUCGGUCCGGAUCCGCGCACAGUGCUUAAGAAGAACGCCACUUGGGACAAGCUGCAAGCAUUAACAGGUCUCCGCCAGGUGAAGCAAUCGGUCCAAGCCUUAUUCGACACGGUUUCCUUUAACUACCAACGCGAGCUGGAGGAGAAGCCCAUGGUGGAGUUCUCGCUUAAUAAGGUCUUCGUCGGGAAUCCAGGCACCGGUAAGACUACAGUCGCAAAACUGUACGGGAAGCUCCUAGCUGAGAUGGGAUAUCUUUCAAACGGAGAAGUCGUCGUCAAAAACCCAUCUGACUUCGUUGGCAACGUCAUUGGGGGCUCGGAGGCCGCUACGAAGGGCAUCUUGGCCUCCACCCUUGGUAAGGUUCUAGUCAUCGACGAAGCGUACAUGCUAGGGGGCACGUCCUCAUCUUCAGAUGGGGGUACUAAUCCGGAUAUAUUCAAGACGGCGGUCAUCGACACCUUGGUUGCAGAAGUACAAAGCGUCCCCGGUGACGAUCGCUGUGUCCUGCUUCUGGGAUACAGGGAUGCGAUGGAAAGGAUGUUCCAGACAGUCAAUGAAGGCCUCUCGCGACGUUUCCCUAUGAGCGCCGCAUUUGACUUCGAGGAUUUCACCGAUGAUGAUCUCCAAGACAUACUGAAUCUCAAGCUUAAGGGACUUCAUUUUAGCGCGACUGCAGAGGCAAAAUCAGUCGUUCGCCAAUGUCUUAGUCGUGCCCGAAACAGACCGAAUUUUGGCAAUGCUGGCGAGGUGGAUAUCCUUCUUGACAAGGCUAAACUACGCCACCAGCAGCGACUGUCCGCGCGAAAGACUAGGAAUAUUGACAUUCUAGAGCCACUGGACUUCGAUCCUGAUUUUGACCGAGAACAGAAUGCGGUCGCUAACUGUCGGAAGCUGUUUCACGGCGUAGUGGGUUGUGAGCAGCUUGUUGCGCAGCUGGAGGGCUACCAGAAUGUGGCUAGGAACAUGAAAAGACUCGGAUUGGAUUCUCGGGAAAAGAUUCCUUUCAACUUCCUCUUUCGCGGGCCCCCAGGGUCUGGCAAGACUUCAACCGCACGCCGUAUGGGACAGGUCUUUUAUGACAUGGGUAUUCUCGGGGCGUCCGAAGUAGUAGAGUGCUCAUCAUCAGAUCUUGUCGCACAAUAUGUGGGCCAGACCGGCCCAAAAACCGAGAGGCUUCUCGAAAAGGGACUAGGUCGGGUUCUCUUCAUCGACGAGGCGUACCGGCUCGCGGACGGCACAUUUGGGAAAGAGGCCAUGGACCAGCUGGUGGAUUGUUUGACAAAGGAGAAAUUCUUCAAAAGGCUGAUUGUUAUCCUGGCCGGGUAUGACGAGGACAUCAAUCGCCUUAUGGCAUCGAACCCCGGCCUCACCAGUCGUUUCUCGGAGACAGUCACGUUCAAGAACUUGUCUCCCUCUCAAUGUUGGGUACUCCUGCGGGACAGUCUGGGACAGGUCCACCAAGUAGAUCACGCUGUUGUUCGGCAGCCUGAUGGUCAAUUUCACGCGCGGAUCUUGGCGUCCUUUGAACACCUAUCCACUCUUCCUGGCUGGGGGAACGGUCGGGAUGUGAAAACCAUCUCGGACACCAUUAUUAGGAGAGUCUUUUCGUGCCCUUUAGAUGAAGGCCAGACACAGAUGGUGAUCACUGAAGAAAUGGUCAGUGCAGUUCUCCAGUCCACAGUUCAGGAGCGCCAGCUGCGGGCGACGGCGACCGUCCCGAAUCUGCCGACUUCCCUCGCUGCCAUGCCAGCGAUGGCUGGACCGCACCACGCGGCACCCUCCUUCAUAGCUGCUUCAUGGGCAAAACAACAAGAUAACCCGUCGACACCACCAGACACUGACUCAGAUGCCGCAACUUCAACAGAGGCUGACUUGAAUGGGCCUCGCGAUCCAGGGGUAUCUAACGAGGUUUGGGACCAACUGCAAGCUGAUCGAAAACAACACGACGCGCAAAUCAUGCAUGAUGCGGAGAUCAUUAAUGAGGAAAAGGUUUUGCGAAAGAAACUGGACAACAACUCAGAGAUGCCAGACGAUGACGAGCGACGUCAAUAUGAAGAACUUAUUAGGAGUCUUGUUCGGCAAAUGUUUGAGAUCGAGGAGCGAAAGAAGAAGGAGGAAGAAGCACAGAGGAAACUGCGGGAAAUGGGUGUCUGUCCUAUGGGAUAUCGUUGGAUUCCACAGGCCACAGGCUACCGGUGUGCAGGUGGGAGUCAUUUUGUCUCUUCGGCACAGCUGGGCUUGUAAUUCCAUACGGGUCGCCAGAAUAUCUGUCUCCUAGUAUAUGCGCAAUGCGAAUGUCAUUCCCUGAUUCCCUGAUGAGGCGGGGCUUAGACAAGAUGAGUUUCUAGUUGUUCGCGACCGAAAAAAGCAUACAC